AUGGUCAUAAGAGCGAAUCCAAAUGAAUCAGUUUCUGAUUUAAGAGAUAAAUACUUUGCUGAAUGGUUUGAGGACAGAGUUGAAGAACGGUUUGAGUCACCCCUUACUGUAACUCGUGUGGAACCACUGUGCCUAGCCUCAACUAUAAAUACAUACGAGCAAAUAUAUGAUGAAGAGAAUGAUAGAAUGGAGGAGGAAGUCAAAGAAGUGGAAGAUUUUGAAGACGGAGGUGAUGAAAACAAGUUUUAUUAUUCAGAAGAAGAAUUUGAAGACGAAGAUGAUGGGGACGAAUGUUAG
Molecule: messenger RNA, 297 nt
Organism: Lactuca saligna
Lineage: Eukaryota; Viridiplantae; Streptophyta; Magnoliopsida; Asterales; Asteraceae
Source: the annotation of a GenBank genome assembly